AUGACUAUUCCAAGUCAGACUGCGGUGUUUGGACCGCUUCCAGUGACGAAGCAUGACAAGCCAGAAAAGUUUGGUGGGAAGGACUUCAAGCGUUGGCAGCAAAAGAUGUUCUUCUAUCUGACCACGCUGAACCUGACCAAAUUUCUACAAGAGGAAUGUCCAGCACUAGAUACCGCCGACAAGAACUGCGUUUUGGCGGUCGAUGCAUGGAAAAAUGGAGACUUCCUUUACCGAAACUAUGUCCUGAAUGUGUUGGAGGACACAUUGUAUAAUGUGUAUAGUCUAUUCAAGACGGCUAAGGAACUCUGGGCAAGUCUCGACAAGAAGUACAGAACUGAGGAUGCCGGUACGAAGAAGUUCAUCAUGAGACAAUUUCUGGAGUACAAGAUGGUGGAUGUAAAGGCUAUGAUCAAUCAAGUCCAGGAGAUCCAACUCAUUAUUCACAAGAUUGAGGCUGAAGGUAUGACCUUGUCUGAAUCUUUUCAGGUUGCAGCUAUUGUUGAGAAGCUACCUCUUAGAUGGAAAGAUUUCAAGAAGCACAAGUGUAAGGAGAUAAGUUUGGAGGAUCUCAUAGUCCAUCUUUGGAUCGAAGAGGACAACCGCUCAGCUGAUAAGAUGGGUUCCAAGAAGUCCUAUGAGGCAAAAGCAAAUAUGGUUGAAAAAUCCAAGGGGAAGGGCUCCAAUUCCAAGAAUUUCAAUGAGAAAUCCUUAGGGAACAAGGGCAAGAACCAGGAAGACACAAAACGCUUCAAGGGUACUUGCUUUGUGUGCAACAAUCCUGGACAUAAGUUGAACGAGUAUCACAACCGUCCGAAGAACAAGAACCAGCCACAUGCUAAUAUGACUGACCACAUCUCCUCUGAUAUGGCUGACAUGCACCUCUCUUCUGUUGUUUCAGAAGUGAACUUGGCAACCAAUUGCAAAGAUUGGUGGGUCGAUACUCGAGCAACCAAAAACAUAUGCUCAGACAGAAUGUUGUUUGCUGAGUACCAGAAGUUGGAACAUAACAAUAAUAUCUUUAUGGGAAACACAACAUCUUCUAAGGUUGAGGGAAAGGGCAAUGUGAUUUUAAAGUGGACUUCUAGAAAGGAUUUGAAUCUGAGCGAUGUGCUACAUGUUCCAGAUAUCUGA
Molecule: messenger RNA, 1131 nt
Organism: Asparagus officinalis (garden asparagus)
Lineage: Eukaryota; Viridiplantae; Streptophyta; Magnoliopsida; Asparagales; Asparagaceae
Exons: 1
Coding region: 1-1131 (376 amino acids)
Source: RefSeq, a predicted model, not a curated record